AUGGCGGCCGUACGGGUGGAGGCGGUGCUGGCGGCCGCCGAGGAGCAGGAGGCGGAGAAGCGGCGGAGCAUCACGGUGGAAAAGGAGCUGGAGCUGGAGUACGACCUGGGCAAUUUGCUGGCGGUGGACCGCAACCCCCCGCCGGCGGCGGCGCUGCGCGGGGCCGGCCCGCGGCGGGAGGCACUGCUGCAGGCGCUGGCCCGCGACAACACGCAGCUGCUCGUGUCUCGGCUCUGGGAGCUACCGGCCGAGCGCGCCGGCGGUGCCGGGGGCCCGCUGGUGGCGCAGCUGCCCGAGCCCACGUUCCGCCUGCCGCGGGAGAAGCCGCCGCCGAAGCCGCGGCCGCCGACGCGCUGGGAGCAGUUCGCGCGGCUGAAGGGCAUCCGCCGCAAGAAGAAAACCUCGCUGGUGUGGGACGAGCAGGCCAAGGAGUGGCGGCGGCGCUGGGGCUACCGGCGGGCGGGCGGAGACCCGUCCCGCGCCUGGCUGGCAGAGGUGCCGGCGGGCGCUGACCCCGACGAGGACCAGUUCGCUCGGCUGCGGCGGGAGAAGCGGGAGCGGGUGGCACGCAACGAGCUGAACCGGCUGCGCAACCUGGCCCGAGCCCACCGCGCCGGGAGCGCCGUGCCCGCCGCGCCGCUGCACCCCACCGGCCACCAGGACCGCGACGAGCUGCGCCGGGUGGCCCGCGUGGCCCGCGUUUCCACCGCCUCGCUCGGCCGCUUCCAGCCGCGCCUGCCGAAGGAGUCGGCGGAGCCGCCUUCCCGCAGCGGCGGCAAGAAGCGCCGCUUCGAGCCGCUACUGGGCAACCUGGCGGCCGAGCGCAGCCGGCAGCUGGAGCUGCUGCGGGACAUGGGCAGCAAGAAGCCGGUGCUCGACAUCACCCGCGCCGUCAACAAGCAGAUGCGGCAGGAGGAAGCCGAGGCGGCCGCCGCCAACAAGGGCAAGAAGCAGUCAAAGCGGGGCAAGCGCGGCCGCCGGCAGCAGCGGCCCGGGCGCAGCGGCAAGAAGAGCGGAGCCCGGCGGCAGCCCCAGCAGCAGAAGCCUGCGGGAGGUGGCAGCGGCGGGGGCAGGAGAAAGAAGGCGUGA
Molecule: messenger RNA, 1089 nt
Organism: Sturnus vulgaris (Common starling)
Lineage: Eukaryota; Metazoa; Chordata; Aves; Passeriformes; Sturnidae
Gene: RRS1
Product: regulator of ribosome synthesis 1
Biological process (GO): ribosomal large subunit biogenesis; ribosome biogenesis; endonucleolytic cleavage in ITS1 to separate SSU-rRNA from 5.8S rRNA and LSU-rRNA from tricistronic rRNA transcript (SSU-rRNA, 5.8S rRNA, LSU-rRNA)
Cellular component (GO): nucleolus; nucleus; preribosome, large subunit precursor
Molecular function (GO): protein binding
Source: RefSeq, a predicted model, not a curated record